This is a messenger RNA of Racocetra persica, 381 nucleotides long. The record is from the annotation of a GenBank genome assembly. NCBI's taxonomy places the organism in Eukaryota, Fungi, Glomeromycota, Glomeromycetes, Diversisporales, Gigasporaceae.
AUGUUGAAAUCCUGCCAAGAUGAAUUGGAAGAACUUAAAGUUCAAUUAGCGAAAAGAAGUGAGAUUGAUGAAUCUAUUGAGAAACAUGCUCACACUUUGGAAGAAUUGAAAAAAACUCAUGAAGAAGAAACUCAAAAGAUUCAAAAGGAAAAGGAUGUGGCCAUCUUAUCAAAAGAAGCUGAGAUAGAGGCUCUCAAAAAAGAAAUUAAAGAUUUAAAAGAGGCUCUUGCAAAGGCCAAAGAAGAAAAUGAUGAAAAAAUUUCAAACAUUCGUGAAGAGCAUGCUAAAUUAAUUGAUCAGGUUAAAGAUACGCAUGAAAAAGAAAUUGCUGAAUUGGCUGAGAAAGUCAAAAGUGGUGAAAAGGCUACUGAAGAACUUGUG